GGGCGCCGGGCGGCUGCGGGGCGGCAGGACCAUGGAGCUGGGAGCGCGGCGCCGGCGCCGGCGGCGGAACCGCGGACCGUUUUAAUUUUGAUUGCUGUUACUACUGAUAUCUGAGCCAAAGUGGUGAUGCUACCUGAGGGACAUUUCUGCAACCCUUAAGUCAACAGUUACACGGUUGUGAGCCAUGCCUUUAGUGAAGCGGAACAUCGAGCCCCGGCACUUGUGCCGGGGAGCCCUGCCCGAGGGCAUCCCCAGUGAACUCGAGUGUGUGACCAACAGCAGCCUGGCUGCCGUCGUUCGCCAGCUGAGCAGCCUGAGCAAACAUGCUGAAGACAUAUUUGGUGAGUUGUUUAAUGAGGCCAACAACUUCUACAUCCGAGCAAACUCUCUUCAAGACAGAAUCGAUCGCCUUGCUGUCAAAGUCACCCAGCUGGAUUCAACAGUGGAAGAGGUGUCACUACAGGACAUCAACAUGAAGAAAGCUUUCAAAAGUUCCACCGUCCAAGACCAGCAGGUGGUCUCAAAGAACAGCAUCCCUAACCCUGUUGCUGACAUUUAUAACCAGAGUGAUAAGCCACCCCCUCUGAACAUCCUCACACCGUACAGAGAUGAUAAAAAGGAUGGGCUGAAGUUCUAUACAGAUCCUUCCUAUUUCUUCGACCUCUGGAAAGAAAAAAUGCUACAGGACACAGAAGACAAACGGAAAGAGAAAAGACGUCAAAAGAGAGAGAGACACAAGCUGAAUCCUAACAGAAACCAGCAAAUAAGUGUGAGAAAAGUGAGAGCGAGAAGAGAAGAGUGGGAGAAGAUGGGCGUUGAGUUUAUGAGUGACGCCAGGAAGCCGCGGCGGGCGGGGGGCUCGGGAGACGGCGGCACGCCCAGAGGGUCCCACGCAUCGGACGUCACAGAUUACUCGUAUCCCGCCACCCCCAACCAUUCUCUGCACCCGCAGCCUGGGACGCCUUCCCACGGAGCCGGUGACGCAGCGCCACGCGGGCCGGCAGCCCAGGCCCCCGAGCGCGAGUACCGGCCCCCGUCGGCCUCGGCCAGGCACCUGCCCCUGAACCGGCCCCAGAAGCCGCCUCCGCCCCCGCCGCAGGCCGCAGACGCGUCGCAGGCCCCCGCGCCCUUGGCUCCCGCCGACUACGGGAUGCUCCCGGCGCAGAUCAUGGAGUAUUACAACCCCUCAGGACCCCCGCCGCCGCCGCCCCCCCCCACGAUCCCUUCCGCACAGACUGCUUUCGUCAGCCCCCUCCAGAUGCCCACGCAGCCCCCCUUCCCGGCGUCCGCCGGCCCCUCCUACGCGGGUCCUCCCCACCCUCCCUCCAGUGGGCUGGUGGUCACGGCGCCGCCGCCGCCAGGCCCCCCGCCGCCGCCGCCGGGCCCUCCGGGUGCCGGCUCUUCGCUCUCCUCCUCGCCGAUGCACGGCCCGCCGGGAGCCGAGGCGAAGAGGCCGGAGGCCGCGCAGCCGCCCGUGAGCGACGCCCGGAGCGACCUCCUCGCCGCCAUUCGGAUGGGAAUCCAGCUGAAGAAGGUGCAGGAGCUCCAGGAGCAGGAGGCCAAGCGCGAGCCCGUGGGCAACGACGUGGCCACCAUCCUGUCCCGGCGCAUUGCCGUCGAGUACAGCGACUCCGACGACGACUCGGAGCUGGACGAGAACGACUGGUCCGACUGA
Molecule: messenger RNA, 1675 nt
Organism: Kogia breviceps (pygmy sperm whale)
Lineage: Eukaryota; Metazoa; Chordata; Mammalia; Artiodactyla; Physeteridae
Source: RefSeq, a predicted model, not a curated record